CUAUACUGCCACAAUUAACAACUAAACAAUCUCUAGGCAUGUCCAAGAAACUUCUGGAUCACACAAAAGGUAUUUAUUUAAAAAAACCUGUAAAUUAUAUCAAUGGCUACGUUCACCAGAACCAAAACGGAUUGUGAACAGUUCACAAAUACCAACAUAAUACGUUAGGUAAACUCUUGGUUCUGCUGAACGAUUUAACUUUUCAAUAAUAGAACGUCACCCUCUGAAUGACAGGUCACCACACAAAACACAGUGUUGAAAAUUAUAAACACUGAAAUUAUGCUUGCAAAAAUGGCGACCGUUUGCAAAACAUGUUUGGUUUCAACAUAAAUUCAACGUAGCGUUCAGCAGAACAAUCGCAAACCGUUUACCAACGUUUGUAUCUGGUGAACGUGGCCUUUGUUUUACCUCAAGGCGACUGUCAAUAGUUUCAAACUGUCAGAUCGUGUACUUGCCCUAUAUACCUAAACAAUUAUUUUAUAUUUUUCCAGCGAAAUGGCUGAAGAACCAGAAGCCCUCUACGAAGAAUGGCCAGUAAUGGGAGAUGCUGGCGAAUGCGUCCACUACUACACAGCCGGUCCAGCAAUCACGCGAAACUGCAACCGAGUAAAAGACGCGAUAAAAAAGAAAAGAAAAUACAUCCUCCAAGUGAUGAUGGAUCCAGCGUCUAAAACCAACGUGCACUCUUUGAACGAAAACAUCCGGAACCUGGAUUGGCUAUGGAUAACGUGGGAAAGUCUACAUUACAAUCCUCCUUACAGGUGGAACAGGACUUGGCUGAUAAAUCUCACGCCAAAUGCCUACAGGAUUUUCAAAAAAAAGUCGAUGGCGGUGCAUUGGAAAAACCAAAACUACAAUUUAGAUAGUUUGGUGCAAUUUCCACCAUUAACAGAAACCAACAUUUUAUUGACACCCAAUAAUGAAAUGAACUACAAAAUAGCAUUGAUUAAAAGCAACAAUUGCAACGCAAUUUCCCUUGAGACCAAUAACAUUGUCUUCAACAGCAACUAUGAGUCAGAUGACUCAGAAAACGAAGAUAUAAUUCACAAUUACGAAUCACUAUUGGAGAAGUCAAAAGUGUUGGCGUCUGAUGAGACCAGUCACUGGCAAGACUUUGCAUUUUCUAAAAACAACAUUUCUUGGUUGGAUGCUCAAGAUGAUACCGAUACCGAAACUGUUUGUGACCCGGAAGAAUAUGUUCAUUGAUUUGUCUUUUUGAAGAUAUGUAUCAUUAGAAUUAAUAUUAUAAUAAUUAAAUUUUGUGUAUUAUAAUAAUUGUAUAAGGUUUAAGCUGUAUAAUAUAGGAUUUUAUAAAAAUUA
This is a messenger RNA of Ceutorhynchus assimilis (cabbage seed weevil), 1320 nucleotides long. The record is from the annotation of a GenBank genome assembly. Lineage: Eukaryota; Metazoa; Arthropoda; Insecta; Coleoptera; Curculionidae.